CGGUAUCGAUCGGUUGCUUGGAAAAUUCGCCUAGCGUUUAGGACCUGUGCCAGUUUUUCUUUCGUUUAUCCGUGGAGUGGAGCCGGAGGCCACCCUCUUCAUUCGUGUGUUGGUUUGGGGGUGGUGCUAUUUUGGUUGAUGGUGGUUGUGGAUUCCAAACGGAGAGGAAGCAGAAGACGUAGAAGAAGGAUUACUCUCUGGCCGCCCUGCUGCUUGUCACUUUCCGCUGGAGUUUUUCCUGAAGUGCUUUUCCAGUAUACUUAGGUAUACCCUGCCUGGGUGAUUGUGCCCGUUUUUUUUUCCUGUCGACAUCCGAGUGGGUGUAGUGGGUGUAUGGUCGAUGCCAAGGAGCAGAAACCACCGUUUGUCGUUGGAUAGUUUGGGACGGCCUUCCGUCUGCGUUCUUCGCCUUUCGGAGUGUUGUUUAUCAUCAGGCAGUGUCCCUUCUUGAAGGAGAGUUUGGGUCGAAAAGUGGGGGCAAAAUACACCGUCCGUCGUGUAAUUGGAUUUCAAAACUGGGAAUACUGGUUGCAAUUUUCCGUUUUAAGGAUUGUGUGACUACACACAUUCGCAUGCAUGCAAUGGAAUGAUGGCACCAAAUUUCCCGGCAAGUGGGCAUGACCUGUUUCUGAGCACCCGCUGGUGACGAAAAGCUGCUGUUGACACACGCGUUCUCAGCAUUAUCGAUUGUUGUUUUGUCUCCCAAGAAACGGUGAAGUGUGGUGAUAAACUUUUACCAAUCAGUUUUCCCUGGACCAGUGCUGCCAGCCGCAGACCCCAGUGAAACAGUCGAGCUACAUUUGGAUUUGAAUAUCAUCAAAUAACGCAAUCGGAUUACGGAAAAACACCAACAGAAGAAAGGAGAAAAGAUACAUUUAGCUAAAUCAUUUAAGGAUCGAAAGUUUUUCCAGGUGACCAGAGUAAGUGCGUUUUAAACCAAUAGUAAGUUCGGAGUGUUUCAGAGAUUUCGGUUUUAAAAGUUGCACAAUUGAUGGCACCUGUUUCAACUUAGCGAAUCCGUUAUCAUAAAAUUAGUGCAGCUGUGUCUACGUUGAGUCGGUUGGAAAUAAAUUCAAACAGCUUUGCCGAGCGCCAUUACAGUGCAAAAUAAGCCACACGUUGCCGCACCUCCGUCGCGGUUUGAGGUUUAUCAGUGAGUGGAAAAGUUCCCAUCAGUGUUAGUGAAGCCUAAGAUUUAAGAAGAAGAAGAAGCGGAAAACCAACAACUACCAACAAUAUUUGACCGGUAGAGGAGAAAAACUCGAUGACAAGAGAGUGAAGGAAAACGAUUGCCUGUUAUGGACUAAGCCCAGUUCAAAGGAACGCAACCGAACAACAUUUCCAGUGGAGCAUUUUCCGCAGCCAAGUCAGUUGGUACUAAUGGAUCAACAAUAAAUGCAAUUUCAAAACAAGUAACUAACGGGUUCAGGUGUUAAACAAAUGGACCCCUCACAAUCUCGAAUACCACGAAUUGGCAACAGCAACAGUAGUAGCAGAAUCCCAGUUCCCGGUUCCAUUCGGCCGCCCUCGUCCCAGUUCCAAUCCCGUCUGGUGCGGCCAAGCAAACCCCCUACAACAGCAGCAGCAGCACCCGGAUUUACCGGUAUCGCAACUCCCUUCGCCACACCUGCAGCCCACAGCUUCCUGCGGCCACCUCGUUCGGCUGCCUUGACGAUAGCCCGGUCCUACUCCGGCGAUAAACUAUGCAGCGGUGAACCGAGUCCGUUUCCGGUGCUAGCGGCCUCAACGCCAGCCGCUUCGCAUUUCAAACCUCCCAGUGCGUUAAACCUGUACAAGAAGCUUGAGUUGGAGUCGACGGAGAAUCUGCACGAGAUCCAGCAACCGCUCGAUAAUACGUUCGCGGUUGAACCGGCGCCGAAGGUCUUGGAUAUCGACUUCAACGAUGGCGAUCGGAUGCUAGUGGAUGAAUCGAUGGAUUUGGUAGCAGGAGCGGGAAGUACGGACAACCUUAUUGAGUCCGAGUCGCAGCAGCAACAGCAACAGCCGAUGAUGAAACCGGCUUCGAGUAAUGAAACGGUGACGCUCAGUGCCAAUGGAAACGUUACCUACGAAGUCAAACGCAGCGAUACGUUCGUGAAGGAGGAGUCGUUGAAGCUCGGCGGUAGUCGAGAAUCACUGAACCGAACUAGAGGAGCGUCGCUAUUUUUAAAUGACAAGUCGGGCGACGAUUCACCGGUGCUGGACCGGACGCACGUCGUAUUGGACUCGGUAGGUAUGUUGGAAGACGGUGCGAAGAAGGCGCUGUGCUCAACGAUGGUGGUUUACGAUCGAUUGGCUAGCGUAACUCAGAGCAUUCCAAAUUUGACUCAGGAGCUGGAAGGAUACGGAGGGAGCCCGGAUAGGUUACAGAUUGUUAGGCCUUCGAGACUGACGUUCAAUUUAAACGAAACCACCACAAAUUUGAUGCAUUUUUCUGAUCCUUCGAUGCUGCUUAACAAAACGCAAGUUUUUAGCUCGACCAUGCAUUCGCCAUCGAGGGUGAUCGGGUCGAAGGAGAAUAUACUGAACGUUACUAAGGAUAUAAACGAUUUGCUUUUGGACAGUAGCGCCGGAGAACGCACUCUGGUGGCGGAAGAUUUGAAUGAUGAGAGUUUGUAUGAGGAAAAUGAGCCUAAGAAGGAGAUAUUUGAUCUUAGCUUGGAAGAACCGGUGGUGCUGGAAAGAGAAGAGGUGAUUAUUCGUCCUGUUGACGGUCGAUCGGGAUCGGGAUCAAAGUAUCGAUAUUCGUUUGGCUUAGAUUUGACCGAUGCAACGCUGGAUUGCUCGAUAGAUUUGUGUGACUCGUCGAUUUCGUCGGCAGUCGUGAAAUCCAACAAUUUGAAAUCACCUAUUUACAGUGGCCUCACUAAGCAGGGUUCGUUUGAGAUGGACGAAAGUCUGGGAAUUUUAACACCAGACCAGAUGAAAGAGUUUUUGGACUCGACCACAACCAACACCAACAAUACCAACAAUUUGGAGUUGCAAUUGAACACGGGAUCCCACAAACAUGCGCUGCAUCAUUGCAGGAUCGAUCAAACGCCUUCGCCGGAGGAAUUACCCUUGGAUCCGGUGGGAGUAAAAACUGACAUGUCGGACAUUUGCCUGCCUUCGGAAAUGAUUUCGAACGGGGGUUCAAUCCUGUAUCAGGAGAUAUCUCAAACCGAUUCCGAUUCCAAGACCGAUCAAAUGACCAAAUCAGGUACUUCGAAAGUGUCAAACAGUUUUAUUACCAGCAUAACGAGCAUUACAAGUUUGGACACCGGCUAUCAGGGCGAUGGGGAAAUGUCUCGACCGGCAAGUCGUGGGGCUGAUCAGUCUCCAUCUAAUGGACCAAGAAUUAAGAAUCCAGAAGCCCAAGGAGUUUGGCCAAACGCUCAGGGAGCCGCAGAAGCACCGGUUCCCCGGAGGCCAGAUCCUAUGACCGAUAGCGAUUUCUUCACGGAAAGCGACGCUGAUGACGUUAUGAACCGGGGAGAUCGAAGGGCUCAAAUUAUCGAUGGGCAUCUGUACGGACCGAUGCUACAGGGGGCAAACGUGUUCAUUAAUCAACAACCGCAGAAUGAUGAUUCUUGCAUGGAAUCCAGCGGCAUUUUUACUGAUGUGGAGAACCGCGGCGAUGACGAGUUGAUCCACCGAAUCUCCGAGCGGGAAGAUAUGAUGGAACAUGACGAGGAGGAAGGGAUCGAUCGGCAGCCAGCUGGGGAGAGUGAUAUGAGCCCUGAUCUUUCAACCGAUACGAUAAGCAGCGCCAACACAGCUUGUAGCCAGAAAAAGGUUGAACCGAUCCCGGAAACCGGAGAGGGUGUUAAUUGUUCGCAAAAUGCUUCAGCGCGCUCAUCGGUUAUUUCGAACGUUUCAGUUCGACCGUUCAGUGUAGAACAUGAUUGUCAAGUAUCGCGCCGCGAAGAUGACGUCAACAAACACGCUGUCACACCUUCACCGCAAGCAUUACAAUCGCCGUCGUCGUCGUUGGCGUCGCCGUCGGUGCUUAAUCAAUCCGCUUCGUUCGUCGUCGCGGUGAGUGCCGAUAAAGCUGAAAGCGCCUCAAACGCGAGUGACGUGAGUACCGCGAGUAAACUUAGCGAAGACGGCCGGGAAGUUUGCGUACUAAGCCCUAACGCUAGUAACGACAGUUUGUCUGGCGCGGUCGUCGGUAGUGCAAGUAGUAGUGGAAGCAGUCGCAGAAGCAGCGGCAAAAAGCCACCUGGUGGCGGCACCUUCACCGGCAGCAGCAGCAGCAGCAACAGUCGCAAGCAGCAGAAAAAUGAAACCAAUUUGGUGUUGAAAAAACAUGACAUGUCGUCGCGCGCGGCAUUGAUCAAGACGCGUCUUUUCAAGGAUUCUUCGGUCGGUUCGGGUUCGCGAUCGUCUUCUUUGGUUGUGGAGGGAAGUGCCCUCGGGAGCUUGGAUGCGGGGCCAGAGUGCGAAAAUCAAGAAAACAAGCGUCCCUCCAGUGCAAGCAUUCGGGGUGGUGGCAGUGUGGGAAAUCUGAGCUUUAUCAAAAAAUCGGCCACCCCGAACAAGUGGGAUGCAGUGAUGAGUAAAAUCGCCGAGAAUAAGGCAGUUAUCAAGAAAAAUUUCAGUGAUGUGAAGUCGAAGAUCAGUUGCGGCAAAUCGGCGAUCUCGCUGGUGCGGCGGGUCGAUUCUCCUGCCUCGCUCAAGAGUCCCCCGUCGGAAUGCAACAGCAGCAUCGGCAGCCGCAGUGUCAGCGGGGUUGCGGUCACGGGCAGCGGAAAGCGGACAGUUUCCGGAUCGGUGAAGCGCGGACGCACUCACAGCAAAGACAGCCAACAAAGCUCCCAGAGUGAUCUCAGCCUGUCCGGUGGUUCACCCAAGUUGGCACCCAAAGUUUCCAGCACACGACCAGCAAAAAAGCGAGAUGUCCGCACAAUCAACUCGUCGUCGUCCGGCGAUUUGGGUCCGCCCCCCUCCAAGACCACCCUCGGGGCCGGGUCCCACAUCAACAAUAACAACAACAACAACAACGGCAUCAAUGGGCAACAUCAUCGGUCCAGCCUCCGGACGGCAGCCACGAUGCAAAAACGAGUGCCAUCGAGUACGACGACGGCGACGCCCGGCAGUAACUCAGCGACGCCGAUUCCAAUCGUACCCGAACAGCUGAAGGGAUCACCUCCACCAUUGAAACGUAAUCUGAUCGCCAAACGAACGGUUGGCUCGGCCAUAGGCACGCCCCACGGCACCGUUAAAACACCACUGAAAGAUCACAACCGACUAGUUGGUCCUACGCCGACUUCGAAGCAACAGUCAACGGCCAAUUCACCCAAGUCCAAAACCUUAAUUCGAUCCCAUCCACCAUCCACCACAACGACGACGACGACGGCGACGCCCUUGAGCCGGAAUCAGCACCAUCACAACCACCACAGUGACCAUCCGGUGAACUACAAUGGAUCAUCCGGUGGUGCUGCUGCUACCGGUGCCACAAAUGGGACAAAAACUAGUCCGGCAUCGGCAACAACGACAACCCCGAAAAAUGGUAGCGGUACCAUGAAUGGGAUGAUCCAACGGAAUGGAACCAUCAUUCUGGAAAAAUCGCCGCCCCUAAAUGGUCGCCACGAGGGCCUCGACGAUGCCGGUGGACUACGCGCUGCGGGCCCUCAGGAGGCGGCCCUCAAAAUAAUGCGACUGGCCAACGGAACCGAACAGUUGACGGACGCCAAAAACCUGGUCGAUAUAAGUUUGCUCAAUCAUGCCAACCGCGGCGUCGAGGCGCUGGGAGUUUUAGUACAAUACUUAGUUUAUAAUCUGGAUGCCUUUUCCUGUCCCACGAUCAAGCAGUCCCACCAGAAGGCGACCCAUGACCUGCUAGAGACCAAAUCUUUGCUGGACGAGGAGCGAACCACGUGCCAAUCGCUCCGACAGCAGCUGCUCGAAACGACCGAACGGGAAGCAGAACUGCAGGAACUGCACCGAUGCGAAAUCAGCAAAGCUGAAUCCUGCCUCACAGAACAGCAGCGAUCGGCCGCUGAGCGGAUAGCCGCCCUGGAGCAGGAACUGCACCGCCGCGAGAUGGCAGCGGAAACGAAACUGCGCACCUGUGCCGAUCAAUUCGAAACCAAAUUAGCCGCCAAGGAGGCAGAACUCGAGAACUCGAAAGCCCGCGAACAGGAACUGCUGCAGCGAAUAAGCGAUCUCAGCUGCACCGAGAACGAACUGCGCGAGAAGGUUCACUCGAGUGAGCUGGAAUUCAGCGAGCGACUCCUAGCGGCUGCCAUGCGUGAACGUGACCUUACCGAACAGCUGAACCAGUUCAAUCGGCAGCUGGAAGAAUUCCGACGGUCUUCGCAGGCCCGGGAACAGGAGCUGCUCGAAAAACUAAACCUAGUGCAGGACGAGUGUAAUUACCUUCGACACAACCGAAGCGCCACGGAACAACCCUCCCAGGACGAUCUGUCCAUGACGGGCAGUGACAACACCCUGGUGGCCGGGCCACUGCAGAACACUCGAUCCUCCAGCAGCCUGAACCAUGCGCAAGCCCUACAGGACGAAGUAGAUAGCUUGCGAUGCGUGCUGGACCUGAAGCAGCGGGAGAUUUCCGAACUUCGCAAACAGGUCCAAGAGUACGAACGGGACGCCAAAGAACUGCCCGGAGCGCUGGUCAAAAUUUCCGCCCUGGAAUCUCGCAUCGAAGAUCUCCAGGUGCAGCUCAAAACCAAAACCGAGGAAGAGAAGGACCUGCAGCAGAAGUUGAAACAGCUGAACGAUAACCUGAAACAGGAGACCAAGGUCAAGAGCCGGCUGUCACAGCACAACGAGGAGCUACAGUGGAAGUUGAAGCAGAACUCGGAGAAGUUCUCGCACGUCUGUGCCGAGCUGUCCAAGAGUUACCACGAGAACUCGACCAGCUACAUGAGCACCACUCGCGCCAGUUUGGAUCAGACGGCAACCGGCCUCUACGGUUACGGUCAGAACCAUACCAAUACGAUUCACAGCCGCUCGAGCGGAUCGGAACGGGUAUUCGAGAUGGAUGAUCUGUCGCCACCGACAUCGCCCAUCAUCAAGGGGGUUGUCGAGAAAAGUGAUUCCGUUUCAUGGGUGCUAGAGAUGGACGAUGAACCGCCAGAGAUUUCGGCUUCUCGGAUUGUGCGACGGGCGGGAUCAUUCCGGUCCACCUUUGGCCAGGAGCUGAAGCGGCAGAAGUGCUUGAACAAUUCCACCAACAACGGUGCUACAGGUCUUCAGCAGUCCAGCUCGGUGGGUUCGAUACUGAAGCAGCAAUCGCACGAAGCAUCUCCAUCAAAGAUGAUGGCCUCUCCGGGAACUCCCAGGCUUCGAUCCAAAUCGGUCAGCAUCAAAACCACCGAACCACCAAAGAAAAUUGUUCGCUCUAACUCGGGAGCAUCUACAUCGGUCACCAAACCAAUCCGCAUGGCCGAAGUACCCCUCUCUUGGAAGGAACCUCCGCUGUACAGUAGUUCCCCUUACGCUCACAAACGUUAUCUGAACGAUCGGUCGGCCGUUGGAAGUCAGCGGGAAGGAAAAGAUUUAUUUCUUGAAGAGUCAGAAUUUCUGAGCGAUGCAGGGGGUACUGAAAGCCCUUACAGUCCGCGCAGCCGAGCUGGAUCAUUUGGCGCUGCGGCACCGAUCGUGGAUCGGCUGAAUGCUACCCAUAGCCAAAUAGAAUUUUUUCAUCGGGACAAAACACCGAAUUUUAAGAAAAGUAAAGAAAACCGAGGACUCAUAACUUGUGAUACGACGGCGUUGACCAGUGGAAACACUAAUGAUCCGGUAACACCGGCGCACAAAAAACGCAGAGAGUUCGCACGGAAGAAUUUAACCGACACCAAAAAUGAUUCGUUACCAAAAGAAGCGGCUGGCGAAGCACUGGUGUCGGGAUCCAAUUCUGACGACGAUGAAGACCGAUCUUCAUCGUCCUGUCUGUCGGAUGACAUCUCGUCCGGCGGAAGCAGUAGCAGCUCCAGCAGCAGCAGCUCGACCAGUACCGGAAGUGGCGUUUGUGGUUCGGAUUCCGGUAGCGGUGCUGACGAAGUUCGACAAGCCCUGCUAGACGGUGCCGAACGGUCUCAACAAAGCCGACGCAGAUCCUCGAAUGUUUCUAUUGAAGACGCCCUCAUGCAUAGGAUUGUGGCAAGCCUGAACGGAGGUCUGUCCGCUCAUGGUGGACCGGAAACGCCAAUGGAAGUCAGUUGGUCCGAGGAUGGCGACCCGUCGGAAUCGGUAGUAUGACAUGACGACGACAGCUUUUAAACAGGUGUGUGUGUCUGUUGGAAGCGUAGCAGUUGACAAAAAAAACAUGUUUUUGACUCUGCAUAGCGGAGCAAAGAUGAAACAAGAACAAAAACAAAACGUUUCCUUGUGGAGCUAACACGCGAUGAGCACGAUCCGGGUUGACUCUGGAAAGCAUCCGGUUCGCAAUCGCGCAAUACUCCAAUUUUAUUGAUAAUUUCUGUUUUUUAAUAGUAAGUCCAGUUAUUCAGUUGUAUAUUUUCUGUAUUUAUGAUCAACAAAUUUAGGAAGGCAAACAGUAUAGUGUGAAGUGCGAGAGAGAGAUUUGGAAAGCUAGGGAAUGUUUGAGUAUGGAUAAUUUUUUUUUCAGUUCGUUCUUUUUUUAACGAGUAUUCGUUUAUUUAUUUGUUGUUUUGAAAAUGAGUUUCCGUCUGAAAUUUACCCAAUUUACGAAGAAAAAAAUAUUAUUAAUCAAGCAUUAGUCAGUCACACAGGUAGAAUGAAGUAUGCGUAAUUUUGUGUCCUUGUAAUUGAAAAUAUUUAGCUCUUAUAGAAGACAUUAAGAAAACCUAAAGCGAUGUGUUAUUAGUCACGUAAGAACCUCUAAGAUGGCAAAUAUUCUUCAGUUGGUCACUCCAAUCCUCAGUGGAUGUUCGGAAAAGCCAGCGUUCGAGAGUUAAUGAAAAAAAAAGAAUCUUUGGAAGAAAUAUUUAAUUGUUGCUAGACCUGUAAGAGAGAUUUAUUCAAAAUUGUAAAAACAGAUAUCCCAAAUAACCAACAAAGAAUCAAAACAAGCAGUUAAAAAUUAUUUCGUGUAGUUAACACAUAAGCUAAACAAUGCAGUUGAAAAUAAACAUUAUAAUUGGAAACAUUCGCGUUGUGGACCAACACACAAUUUGGAAAGAAAGAAAACCACGCGUCUUGUCGCAGCAACGGUUAGAGAAAUAUCGAGAGUAGCGAAUGUAGUUCGUAGAAAACUGUUGUUGCAGUUCGUUCCAAAACAAGAAAACCAUUAACCAUUUGACGAGUGAAAAAUCAAACAAGCUUAACAGCAAGCAACUUAUGGGGUUCCUAAACUUUGUGGGAACGCUUCUACGUAUUCAUCAUAUUCAAGCUCUGACUACAGUAGAGUUUUUGUCUCUCUUGAAUGAACUCUAAAAUAACAAUUAUUAUCAACUUUUCCAUUUACCAUCAUUACUAUACCAUAAAAAAACCUUAACUGUCUGAAAUGUUGGUGAAAGGGUCGGUAAAUCCCUUUUACUUAAUCAAAGAUCUACUAGCUUUUCAAAACCGAAAAAAGCAACAAUAAUUGAAAUAAGAGAGGGAAAUAAAUAAAAAUUGGAAAAAAACCCCUAAGCACAGGUUGAGGCUCGCAAGGUAAUAUUUUUUUCUUGCUCGUGGUCGUGAUUGCGAAACGGAUCAUGUGUUCUGUUUCGAUUGGUUGAAAUGCAGGCUUUAGGACUAGCGGAGCUGGCCAGCUUAGUGCUGUUUGUAUAAAGGUUUUGAAAGUUUGGAAAAAAAAACUAAAUCGACGCUAACCAAAAUUGGAAAACAACCCAAUAAUGCGUUAACUAAGGGCUCAGCCAGGAUUUGGUUCUACACAUACCAACACAAAGACACUUACUUAUUGGAGUUUAGAAUGAAAGAAUAACAGACACACAAUAAACUGCAAACUAUUGAAAAUAUAAA
Uranotaenia lowii is the source of this 9894-nucleotide messenger RNA. Its product is annotated as serine-rich adhesin for platelets-like. The transcript has 11 exons. The coding region runs from base 1441 to 8205 and encodes 2254 amino acids. Lineage: Eukaryota; Metazoa; Arthropoda; Insecta; Diptera; Culicidae. Gene Ontology annotation, molecular function: microtubule binding. Gene Ontology annotation, cellular component: cytoplasm; nucleus. The record is from RefSeq and is a predicted model, not a curated record.